Messenger RNA from Portunus trituberculatus (swimming crab), 3791 nucleotides. Its product is annotated as zinc finger MYND domain-containing protein 10-like. Gene Ontology annotation, cellular component: cytoplasm. The transcript has 7 exons. The record is from RefSeq and is a predicted model, not a curated record. The coding region runs from base 485 to 1996 and encodes 503 amino acids. Lineage: Eukaryota; Metazoa; Arthropoda; Malacostraca; Decapoda; Portunidae.
ACUUCAUGUGAAAUUACAAAUAAACAUGCAUGCCGUUUACAUUUACCUACUUGGGUACCUAUCUAGGUAUACAUUAUACUUGUAGAUAAUAAGGUUAUUUUUCUGUCAAAUGAAGCAUAUAGAUUUAUAUAAACAUUGAAAACAUGGAAUGUUCAUGAAAUACAAGUAUAUGAUUUUUUUUGUUUAUAUGAGUUAUGUUGAGAAUCUUGAGUGUAGGAAGACUGCGGUAGAAAGCUACGUAGAGACCUCGAGUGUGGAACAGGAGUGUGAAAUAAUUAAUAUACUCAAUUAUACUCCAUAGUUUGAAGGCUGCGAUGCAGUGACUCAUUGUCAUCAAGGAGUCUCUAUACAAUAUUAGUGUCAGUGAGCCUCUCUAUACGAUAUUGGUGUCCGUGAGGCUGAAGUGAGGAGGCGUAAGUGUUGAGCUACUCAGCUGGGUGUGCACUCCUUUACCUUGCUAUAGAAUAGCCCCAUCAUCUACGUCAUGACCUCUACCAACAAAAAUAUACUUCAUCCAUUUGAAAUUGAACGUUCUAUAGGGAGUUUACAGUGCAUAGUCCUGGAGGAUAUACUUUCAGACAGGUGGGUGGACUCCUGUGGCCACUUGAUUCAGCUUGGGAUGCAAGCAGCAUUGGAAGCAAAACGUGGAGGCCAUGAACAAGUUCAGCACACUCUCACUCUUUGCCAUAAAGAACUAGAAGUAGUAUGGCACCUGCUAACUGCUGAAACCUGGAGACUACACCUCCUCCCUCUCCUACUUGAUCACAGUCAUGACAGAAUUCCCAUCUCUUCCCUUCCUUUCAUAAUGGUGUUGCAUUCAGAAGUAGCAGCACUUGGCCUGAUAGAAAAUCUAGUUUUCCAUGAAGAAUCUGCUGCAGCGUUGGAAGGACUUGUUCUUGAUGUAAUAGACUACAGUGUAAGGCAACUGGUCCGGCUUGCCACUCAUGCCCACACUCAUCCAAACCAGCCACUCUACAGUCCUGAUGAGAGUUACCAUUCCAUUUUUUCCUUUAAAAGAGACACAGAUGACAGAGGUGAGCACAGCAAGAAAGUAACGGCUAAUGAUCAUGGUGAAAAAAAGGAGGAUGACUCCCAGAAGACCUUAAAGUGUUUUGAAAAUCCAGAUGGAAAUGAACCAAAUAUACAUCAGGAAGUGAGCCGGGAGGAGCGAAGGGCAGGACUGGUGCUAGGGGCAAAAGCAGUGGCUAUACUGCAUCUCUUGGCUGGAUGCCAAAAGCACCUUCCUCUCUGUGCCACCACACGCUUGAUGAAUACUCAUGAUGUGCCACAACUUCUGGCAACAUUGCUAUAUAUACAGCCAUGGAAAGCAUACCACAAAGAUGUUAUGCAUAUAUUUGAAGAUAGUGAGUGGCAGGAAAGAACUCCAAAGGCUCCACCACUUUCUUGUACUGAAUGUCAAAUGUGGGCCACACUUCAGACAUUGCUUUUUGAUUCUGACUCUAUCAGGAUGUACGAAAUCAAUACUGCACGAAGAAAUGUGCUCUUGAAAUUACGUGGCCAUCUAGAUGAAGCAGCAUUAUCCCAGGUCCCCUCCUUGGAACACAUUGCACGGUGGCUUGCCACUCUUGCCAUCAGUGCCCCACAACUGUCACACCCACCACCACUGAUCACUACUCUCCCACAACUAAGUGAAGGUGUAUCAGGUACAUGGGAUGGCCGUUGGGAAGAGUUGUCACUGCAAUUAGCCUCAAGCUUUCUUAAACCCACAACAAAGUGCCUCCAGGCACUGGCAUCCACCAUGGCAGCUGCCUGGGACUUGGAUGCCCUUGAGGAGCUACUACCUCAUCCACCCAUGUGUACAUCUUGUGGUGGUCCCGCAAGCCAGAGGUGCUCUCGAUGCCACAACCAGUGGUAUUGCAACAGGAAGUGUCAAGUCAAAGACUGGCCUCAGCACAAAAAAGUGUGUGACCUUUUAGUAACUUGCCACAGUAAAACUGACAAUGCACAGGGACACUCUGCCUCCUCACAGAAGUAAUAUUCUUCAUAAUGAUGUGAUUAUAUGGAGAAAAAUGGUAAGAAGCCAUAUGUGAAAUGUAAAAAUGGUAAUACUAUACAAUGUGCUUUUCCACGUCUUUUCAUAGACAACCAAUCCUUCAAGAAAUAAAACAGAUCAUGCAGGGGAGCCAUAGUUUCUGAUGGUGCAUAGUAAACUUUGUAUUUUUCAACGCUUCACAAACUCAGUUCCUCCAUCUAUCAACUCAACACAACCUUCCAGACGAUCAUCUUUUCUUUAAUGACACUCAAGUCUCUUGUACACUGAACAUCCUCAGUGUGUAUUUUACUUCUAAUCUAAACUGGAAACUACAUCUUUCUCUUGCUAAAACAGCUUCUAUGAAGUAAGGUGUUUUGAGUUAUCUCCACCAGUUUCCUCAACCCCCAACUGCAAACUAAGUACAGUUGUAUUAUUUGACUAUAUAUAGAGUAUGUUUCACAUGUAUUUGGGGUUCCACUCAUACAGCUUUUCUUAUACUUCUCUGUAUUUCUACCUUCCCAUGACUUGAACUCAUUCAGGAAGGAGGUUUCAAAACACUUAUCCCAUACUUUUGAUUAGUGGUUUUGACUUUGUUUUUUUUUGUUUGUUUUUUUUCAAUCACAUUUACUGUUGCCCUUGGCAAAAUUACAGCAACUUUUAAUAACAGACUUUUCAACUAGUGUGAAAAAGAAACGGGUGCAACAAAAUUUUUAGAUAAUCACAGCAACCUUGUACAAUAGUCCCAACUCUGCUUUGUCAUUACUACUAUUUUUCUCUGAAACUAUGGCAAAAACUAAUCUGCAAAAUAGUAGUAUUGCAAUCAUUACAACUUUUGAUUUAUGUUUGCCAAAAGUAUGCUCACAUGUUUUGAAAUCAUGCUCAAGGUACCAGAAAUGUAGGUGGUGGUGAUAAUAAUGUACUAUGUAUAGUACAUACAUUCAAUAACUUCAAUAUGAACUAUAUGACAAUGUUAUCUUUCUAAAGAGUAUGUGUGACAAGUACAUCACACUUUACCAGAUGUCAUGCAAUAAUUUUCCAGUAAAUCUCCCUUAUAAUACAUUAUCUUGCAUUCUACACAGUCUUAGUGUGUAGAACUUUGCUUUCUCUUAUUAUUUCUUGUUUUCCCUUUACUUUAAAUACACUAUAAUUUUUCAUGAAAAAUCAUAGUCUAGAAUCAUGUUUUACUGAAUUGCAGUUCAGUAAGUGCUUAACUAGAAGAAUGUCAUCUCUUUGCCCAGUAAACUAGCUCAAUAGUUACAGGCAACAAUGCUCAAUACUGAAGUGAUGGACUUGAGAUCUCUUGUUUUACAGUUCAAUUUCCACUUAAAAUUAACCAUUUUUCUGCAAUUGCCAAUUGGUUGUUCACAUGUUGCCAACAACCUUAUUCUUUAAUUGCAAAUACAUCAGGGAAUUACAGUGUGUAGUAUGAGCUUAUACUAAUGCUACACAGGAAAUUUUGUGUGAACCAACAUAGUUGGGAGCUGACCACUCAACUUUAAAAAGAAUAUAGGUCUUCAAGUUGAUUCUACAAGCCUCCCUAAACAACUGCAUGUAAAAAAUAAAAUAACAUUAUAAAGUAUAACUAAAAUCCUGCAGUUUUGUUUGUACCAAAAGAAAACAAACUACUAACUGCUGCCAAUUAGUGACAUAUCUAUAAUUAUUUUUUUUCUCAAUCAAUCUUGGUUGUUUAAAGUAUUAAUCAAUAAUUUCCAUAUUCUGUUCAAUAUUAACACUAAAUAAAUGGACAAAGUUUACAAAAUCAUCACAAAUUUAAAAUGAUUAUCUUUAGCCAGUUAAC